Molecule: messenger RNA, 1479 nt
Organism: Aspergillus pseudonomiae
Lineage: Eukaryota; Fungi; Ascomycota; Eurotiomycetes; Eurotiales; Aspergillaceae
Exons: 4
Coding region: 1-1479 (492 amino acids)
Source: RefSeq, a predicted model, not a curated record
AUGCCGACGCCAGUGAAACGGAAGCGGGCCAGUAAGCCGAAAGUGCGGACGGGCUGUAUCACCUGCAAGUGCAUCAGUACGGGACGAAAAUGCGACGGCUAUUCUUCGCAGACGGCGCCAUCCAGCAUCUCCCAGCCGCUCUUGACCGUCACGACUGCCAAGUCGAGUACGGAGUCACGCGCGCUGGAGUUUUUCUUUCACAAGUCGUCCUCCCAGCUGGCCGGGUUCUUUGAAGGCUCGUUCUGGAAGGUCUCUGUCCUCCAACUCAGUCUUGUGGAACCCGCCAUUCGCCAAGCCAUCGCUGCAAUAGGCUCGUUGCAUGAGCACAAAGGAGGCAGUAGACUGCUCCCCUCGUUUAAUGCCGCAGGGGGCGAUCCACAUCCGGCCGUCCAGCUGUAUACCCGGGCGCUGCGCUCGACGAUCGAGAAAAGCGCCGCCGAUACAGGCGCGAUCCCCGUGGUCGUGAUGGCGAGCAUUCUGUUCACGGCCUUUGAGUUCCUUCGGGGCAACGCGUCCGCCGCAGCGUCGCAUAUCUCGAACGGCAUUAAUCUCUUGUGGGCAUGGCGUGAGAAGACCGGCGGUCGGCCGAAGGUGCCGUGGGGCCAGGGGUAUUCGUCGUUCCAGUCGCACUUCGUGGAAACGGAAUUGGCCCCGAUCCUGAGCCUCUUCAACCUCAACAGUUCCGAGUUCCAUCCCGGCACGCGCCGAAAGGUCUUGCUGAACCCGGUUGAUACCGGACUGCUCAUUCUAACGGACAGAUUCGAAAGCCUCCGCGAAACGCGCGACCGCUGGAAAACGAACUUCGAUGACCUGGUUCGACGGCAGGGCUCCACGUGGAACAAGAACGAGCAGGAUGCGGCCGAAGUCCUCCGUCUGAUGUGGUACUCGACCGUGAUGGGAACGACGACGUACCGCGUGGGCUGCGAGUGCGCUUGGGACGAGCACCGAGCGGACUUCGAGGAGAUUGUCCGCAUCGGCGAGAAGAUCGUGUCGGACCCCGACCGCUACCCAGAUGAGCUAUCGAAAACCCUCUGUCUCGAUUUCGCGUGUCUGGAUCCGCACGAGGUCGCUGUCACCGAGGAUGCGUCCGUCGUCCCCGAGCAUGCCCGCGUGCAUGAUUUCUAUACGGAACAGACAUCCACGAAGGCCAACGGAUACACCCUUCAUAAACUGACAAUGUUGACCAAGCCGGAUGGCCUGGAGGGAGGGUGGCAUUCCACAACGGAAGACCUGUGGUUGCCCACGCCGCCCCAAGACGGCGACGCAGUUUCACCCUUCAACCUGUUCUGUUGCAAAGAUUGGGCGAAGGCUGAGCUAUCCAACACUCAGACCGUGAACAUGGUGACAAAUGCUGUGCUGGGACCUCAAGAGUCACCGGGAACACGAUCUGACGAUUCCUUCAACGGGAAACGCUCAAUCCUUAUGGCACCGAUCUUAAAACCGACCUCCGCGACCGGGUGGCUUGCCCGCAACCGAUAG